Messenger RNA from Amblyraja radiata (thorny skate), 16119 nucleotides. RefSeq lists its product as uncharacterized. The record is from RefSeq and is a predicted model, not a curated record. Gene Ontology annotation, biological process: regulation of transcription by RNA polymerase II. Gene Ontology annotation, cellular component: nucleus. Bases 641 to 8713 code for a protein of 2690 amino acids. Gene Ontology annotation, molecular function: DNA-binding transcription factor activity, RNA polymerase II-specific; RNA polymerase II cis-regulatory region sequence-specific DNA binding. NCBI's taxonomy places the organism in Eukaryota, Metazoa, Chordata, Chondrichthyes, Rajiformes, Rajidae. The transcript has 17 exons.
GGCGCGCUGGGGCUGAGCCUGGGAUUCCCAGGCAGUAAUGGAUGCCACUUGGCUGAGGUUGCAAUGGAGCUGCACUGAGCUGGUUGCAGGGGGCUGCAGUCUCCAGCAGGCACUCACCACAGGGACCCACCAAGGAGAGAGUGCAGCCUGAGGGAGCACAGCUGCAAAGACCCAUCUUCCUCCAAACCCCUAUCUCCUGUGGUGUUGCUCAGGACUCUUUCGAUGAUGAAUUGUUCUUUGAACAUACUUCUGUUCCACUACACAAUACAAAAUGCACAGCUCAACUGCUAAGGGUAACCUUCCUGUAACCAGCACCGAUUUUAUUCGGAUGUUAUCACAGAUACAUUCGGCAGUGAAGAUGACUGUGGUGGAGAGUCCCCCCAGCUAAGACUAGACCGUUGGCCAUGAUAUUCACCACUCAUAAAACCCUGCCUUCCUCAACCACACAGUGACAGGCCUGCCAAGCUGCAACAAGUAAGAAUUUCAUUACUCCAUUGCCAGUACAUACGACCAUCAAAUACUAUUGACUCCUGACUAAGCAUAACUGGGAAAAGUGUAAGUCACAAAACUUUAAAAGAAGAUUCCUGGUCAUAAAAUUAUAUGCUGGUUUACAAUAGUACUCCAUUGUCCCAUCAGUUCAAUGGAGAAAAGCAAUCAUCAGGACCUAAUACAAUGGGAUGAAGAGCUGCAGACCAACAUCAACAAGGGAUUUUGUAGCCCUGAUGAUGUGCUGAACCUAUGUGGAGAACAAGUGGUCCAUGCCAGACCUCCACAGAGUUCAGGAGGGGAGGAAAACACCAGUUUGCAGCUGAGUGGCAUGGAGGGGGUCAGUGGUGGGACCACCUGUCUUCUAGAGCAUGAGCAAUCCCUUGAUGGGAUCCCACCGCAGCUGAGGACACUCGCGGGCUCGAGACACGGGGUAGAGUUUGACAGUCAGUUCCCCGACCCCCCCAGCUACAAGCCAGCGAGUCCGUUAGAACCGCAAGUCCAAAAGGAACCAAUUCAAUCUGAUCCAAGACCAGUGGGAGCCAAGCUUGGACCUGCUCCAACACAUCCACUGCUGACGGAGAACUUGAUGGCUGCUCCCAACCAUUGCAGCCAGCCAAGUUCUUUCAACACUUGCCUGCCAGAGAAUAUCUUGGACGGAAUAAAUCUAAACCUUUCCGAAGUAGGAGGUAAGGGAUUGCUGACGACUUACAUGCACGAGGAGCAGGAUAUGCACACGCUAAGCUCGGUCCGUGGCCCGUCCGAGGAUGGGAUGUUGUACGGGUUUGAUUUGUCCUGUGACCGCGAUGGGAACCAGUACACCGCACUGGACCAGAUGUCCUACGAGUACGAUGUGACGUGCGGGGAGGAAGUGCAGUAUACCUCUUUGGAUCCGGUUUCCUACAGCUUCGACGUGUCUUGUGAGACGGAAGAAGAUAUAAGCACUUCGGUCGACCCGAUGUCCUAUGAGUUUGAAGUUGCCUGUGCGAGAGAUGACGACGGCAUGGUGUGCUUCCAUCAAAGUCCCGUCGAUGGAGGCAAGGGAGAUGCGGCGAUGUCAAGUGAAGGCGGCGGAGAGGCGACCAGUGCUCUCUGCUCCUGGCCCGAAACCCAGCUCGCAAUGGAACCUCUUGAGCAUCAAAGUAGCACGGAGAGUUCUUCUCUUGAUACGCCCGUCAGGAACGAAGGCAGCUCCAAAACAACGGCCAUGGCAUCCCAAGAGCAAGAAUCGCCAGUGAAAGAGGCUCAUCGGACAGAACAAGCUCUGACAAGCGAGAAUACAGCAGCAGAAAUGAAGCGAUCUCCAGAGAGCGAUGAAACAACGACUGUUCACUACCUCCAUUACCUCAGUAUCUCGCGGGACAAGGAGACGAGUGGGUCUGGGAUGGAUGAAUGCUUCAGUGAGCAGCACAUGGGUGGCAGUGUCGAGCCAGCCAAUACCUCUGUGGCCAGUUACACUCCCAGUCUUUGUCGAGCUGCGUCCUGGGACCGUACAGCUGCAGCAGCCGACGGCUGUCUGGAAAAUCCCUCCCAGCCCACUGGGGAAAUCUCCGCAGAAGACGGCCUGGAUUCUUCAGUGGCUGCCUCAGCUCCUCUGCUCAGCAAACGUUGUCCGGCCCUUGCUGCUGACCCUCCUGGCCUGUCCAUCUCAGGCAAUACAGACGGGCAGGUUGUCCAAACGACUGAAGGAGAAACUAGGACGAUUCAGCCGGCACUUUCUUUGUUUGGGAACGAAGAGGGGAAAUCUCAGGGAAGGCCUGCUAGUCAAAAUGGAGAUGCCUUAAUGGAACCUAUACUGGUUCAAAGAGAACCGAGCAUUAGUCCUUCCAGAGAAAAGCCACCCAGCGGAGAAGAUCCAGACUCGCCUACGGACCAUUCCCCUGGUGAUUUUUCUCUGCAGGUCUCCACCGCAAGAGGACACUCCAUUCCCAAUUCGGCCUCAGCGAAGACCGUGUCUAAAUCAGCAGCCAAGACACGUUGGGCGGAGAUCCUGGGAAGGGCAGGAGAAGAAACGAGAACGAGUUCUGACUCUGACUCUGAUGGAACAUCUACAUCUCAGAAGUUCCGUCCACCCGUGAAUGAGGAGAGGACCAUCUCCAAGGGGUCGGAAGAAACAGAGUUGGCCUCCUUGACCAAUACCACCAGCAAAGGACGAGACGGAGAGCAGCUGGCCGUUUGUUCAGAUGUUCCUGAAGCAGCCCAAGCACGGGCACGGCAGCAGAGGGAGAAUGAGAAGCAAGGGAGCGGUGGGCAGCACGGCUGGGGGAUCCAAGAGUUGGAAGUCGGCUGUGAUGCCACCUCCAGAGAGACGGCAGGGUCAGAAGAAACUUUGGAGCCACGAUUGGACCCAGCAGAAAAGCACAAGGCCAGUAAGCUGCAGAAGGUGGAUUGCCAGAGGGAGUGCAACCAGCCAGAGUCGGCCAGUGUGAGGGAUGGUGAGGAGCUGAGACACACUGGGUCUUCCGGCCAACCGUUCCUCUACACCUGCACCAAGUGCAGCGUCUACUUCCAGGACAAGGACUACCUGCGUAGGCACAUGCUCGACCACUUCGAUGGGCAGAGUGCGGAGGGCUCGGCAGGAGGGCUCGGCCCGUUCAGCUGCCAGGAGUGCGGCCAUUCCUUCUGCGACCCGGCCUCGCUGCGGUCCCACAUGGGUCUCCACCAGGCCCGCAGAGCGAGCUUCAUGGAGGCCAUACAGGAGUUGGCAGAACCACGGGCAAAGGGCUGCGGUGCCAGGCUGCAGUGCCCCCAUUGUAAGUUCGGUACCAACUCCCCCGCCCGGUUUGAGGACCACGUGAAGAAGCACGCCCGCCUGGCGCCACCCCCGUGCAAGCUCUGCAAGGCUCAGGCAGCCACGGCCAGCGAACUGCAGGAGCACUGGUUACUCUGCCAUCCACACUCCCUCCAAGAGCGCAAGACUCCGUGUGUCCCUAAUCCCAGGACGCCACCUCUGGCCGCCACGGUUGGCCUGCAGGCGGGCAAGGAGCACCCGCCAGCUGGGCGAGAUGAGAAAGGUUGCGUGAAGUUUGGCCGACUCUCCCCCUUCCAGCGGAAGCCGGGCCGAUCGGCUUGGCCGUCUGCCAGCCAAGGCUCCGGCCAGUCGGGCAAGUGCGAGAACUCCCAAACGUUCCCGUCCGGCAGUUUGCCGGAGAGAGCAUCCCUGCCUUCUGCGGCCAAGGGCCCGAGUCGGUAUCAAGCCAAGCACCCGUUGUGGCGCGGGGACGCAAAGAGGAAAGCGAUGUUGGAGACUGCGGGGAGCAGGGGCGGCAAGUUCAGAAUGCACUCGCUGGUGGGUACGGCAAAGGGCAGCCGGCCUCACAGUGUGCCGUACGGGUCACCAACCGACCUGUGCCAGUACCUGGGCUUGCAAGAUGCCGCAAGGGCAGCCCUCUUCCCCUUAGCCGAAGAAAGCUACAACCCCCAGAAACUGGCAACCGAUUCCGCUCCAGGCCAGCAGUGGAAGGAAUUAGAAGUGGGAAGUGAAGGGGUCGCAAACCUCAGAAAUGCCUUAACUUACAGGAAAGUCAUCGUUGACCAUCGCCCGGCCCAGGCAACCAGCUGCGGACCUCCAGUCCCCGCGCCCAGCGCCACGGAAGUAGAAAGAACUUGUGGCGUUUCGAUGGAUCCGCAGGUGAAGGGAGUCGAGCAGAAGGUCUCGGAGUCAGCGGGACACGUCGACAAUGCGCGGAGCUUUCACGCGAAGAAGAGAAGACAGUCGGGAGCACUGCCUGGUGCCUCCUGCAGACCCAGAGCAGUGAAGAAGCACACAAAAGAGUUGCUGGAGACUAUAAACCUUCCCCUGGACCUUCCAGUCGACCAACGUCAGCAGUUAGUGAAGAUGACACCUUUAAUAUUGCUUGAAGACAUGGACAGACAGUCAGUCAGCAAAUCGACUUCAGAUGACCAGGUCUUCGAAUCUUCUUCAGAGCCAUUGGACAUUCGUCCACAGAAUGAACCCGUGAAUGGUCUUCCAUGUGAACCGACAGAAACCCAUUCGAUUCACAAACCUACGGACGAUAUUCCUCAAGUUGAACCCAUGGAAACCCAUUCACGUUGUAUAGCUGGCAACAGCCAUUCACAACACAAGUCCAUCGAAAUCCGUUCAUACGAACUAAUAGAAAACCGAUCACUGUGCAAAUCCUUCAACAGCUAUCCUCUACAUAUAUCCCUGGAAAACCAUUCACAUGAACCAUCAGAACCUCAUUCACAACACAACCUUGUUAACAGCCAUUCACUGCUCAAGAAAACUCAUUCACGUUAUGAAUCCAUCUGCUUCCACUCGCAGCGUGAUACCCUGAGCAGUUAUUCCCAGUCUCACACCUUCCCUGAAGAAAGGGAAUUGGAUUCUUCACUGGAAGCGCAGGUAGACAGAGGCCUCUUCUGGGAGGUCCCUGGUGAAGAUCUGACAAUCGACCUGAUGAAAAAAUCCAAAGAUCUGUUGAGCAGGAACUUAUUGCGCAUGUUUCCGCUGGAAGAGAGAGAAUGUCCUUACUGUCCAGAUAAAUUCCACACCGGGAUAGGUCUGGCUAACCAUGUCCGUGGCCACCUUAAGCGAGUUGGCAUUAGCUACAACACACGGCACUUUGUCAGCGCAGAAGAGGUCACGGCCAUUGAAAAGCAAUUCUCUUUACAGAAGCUGAAGAGGAAAGCGUUGAAGUUCCGGGGCGGUGUUGUGGAGAAGUGCAACUUCUGCGGCGCCAGCUUCGACUCGCGGGCGGGCAUGUCGAGCCACGCACGGGCACACCUGCGGGAGCUGGGCGUCAUGACCUGGAGCGCCACCAGCUCUCCCAUCGACCUGCUCAACGAGCUGCUUCACGACCAGGUCCCCCCCGCCCUCGCUGACGGACAGCCCAGCCCCGACCCUGCCUCCAGCGGGCACACCAGCCACCGGCCAGGCUCGGACCCACCAAACGCCCGUCUGCCGGCGAAAGUGUUCACCUCCGCCAACCGCAACUCGCCACCACCGAGAAACAAGGUGGUGAUAAUAGAUCCGGACGAUGAUGAAAUGUCUGCUCUGGUGCUGGACUUGCCGUCUGGGCAUAGUUCUGGAGAAACCGAAUUGCAAGAGAAAAAUGGAUUUCUGGGGGCGUUGGACGAUAACUCGCAUCCCAAGCAGUGUCUUUCCAAAAUUUCCUUGGUCAGUCAAGGGGAGGAUUCACUACAGUCGAACAAAUUGCUGAAUUCCUGUCAGUUAUGUGGCACCUGCUUUGAAACUCGUAAAGGAUUGUCGAGUCACGCACGCUUCCACCUGAGGCAGUUUGGAGUACCGGAUUCAGAAAGCAGUGGUGCCCCCAUUGGUACAUUGUAUGAACUGAUGAAAAGAAAAGGGAUACCUAAUGUUUUACCCUCAGCUUUGGCUAAUGAUAAACCACAAAGCUAUGCACCAAAGGACAUGUCUGGUUUAAAACAAGAGGCUCUUGGCAAACCACUCGGGGAGGAGUGUCAAGGUGAAACAACACCAACAGCUAAAUCGCCAAAGUUGGGCAUGAACAGCCCACCCAAGGGUCAGUCUCAGACUUCAACACUCAAGAAAGUGCACCCCAUUUUACCAAAGCCAGUGUCCAGUAAAUCUCCAGAGCAAGGGAAAGCUGGUAGAUCAUUGAUGAACACUCCUCAGACAUCAGGAGAACUACUGUCAAAGAAACUAUUUUGGUCUCCUCAAGAUGACAAUACACCUUUAAACCUCACAGUAAACAGUGAACACAUAAGCUGUCGGUUGUGUGGUGCCUGCUUUGAAACCCGGAAGGGGCUGUCAAGCCAUUCCCGAGCUCAUUUGAGGCACUUUGGAGCGGUGGAUAUGGAUUCCAAAGGAUCUCCGAUUGAAGCUCUGAAUGAAUUCAUUAAGAAAAAAGGGAUCCAGAACGCUUUAUCAUCCAUGCUACCGAUGAAGAAAGCGCACAGCUACCAUAAGGUGGCUGCCCUCAAAGCGGAAAGGAGCAAUUUCAAAUUAGGAUCACCAGUCAACAAGAAAACAUCAACAUCUCAUUCAAUGUCAACACAGAAAAAGCUGAAGCACGUUACCAUGGGAAUGCAUAUGGCAUCUGGGAUUUCUCAGGCCUCGAGUCCCAAUGGGCUGACUUCCGAAUCUUAUUGGUCAACGUCACCUAUAAAUCUGUCGAUUGAUUCAACGCCUAGCAAAGAGACGCGUUGUGAAUUUUGCGGUGAUUACUUUGAGAACCGCAAGGGGCUGUCAAGUCACGCAAGGUCACACCUGAGGCAGUUUGGGGUGACCGAAUGGACAGUUAAUGGUUCGCCAAUAGACACAUUGAAGGAGCUCAUGAAAAGGAAAAUGCAUCCUUUUGAAUCAUCUGUCACACCUGGGCUCAAAGUGUCCCCAAAGCCAGUGGCGACUGGCAUGAAAUCACCAACUGUGAACACACAUGCUUUCUCGCACGCCACGGGUAAAUCAACUAAGUUCAGUCUGACCAUUCCAUCCGUCCGGCAGGUUCCAUCGGGAUCACUCCUACCCAAAAAGGUUCAGGGCCAAUUUCUCUCCCCGUCACCAUUGAAAAAGAUGAAACCGAACCCGCUGAAAAGGGUGAAACAGGAACAUUUCAAAAUAGAGUAUAACCCCGAAGAGCCAGCAACUUCACUGAAGAGCAACAGUUACUUACCAGAACAAAUGUGGCCACCCAGAGGAGAAGCUUCACCCCUCCAUUUAACAGUUGAUCAACCUAGCAAAGAUGUCCGUUGUGAAUUCUGUGGUGAAUACUUUGAGAAUCGCAAGGGACUGUCAAGCCAUGCCAGGUCGCAUCUGAGGCAGUUUGGGGUGACAGAAUGGACAGUGAACGGUUCACCGAUUGACACACUGAAGGAGCUGAUGAAAAGAAAGGGGAAGCUUGAACCAUUUGGCCACGACCCAGAGCAACGGGGGCUGCAACAGGACCCCCAGAACUACAAAUACGAGGAGAAACCCAUUGCUAAGCCAUUUGGACAUAUUAUUAAGUCACCCGUUAAGGUGAUGCAUCAAAAGCAUCUGACGCCCCAAAAUAGAAAAGUAUUGACCUAUACAUCUAACAGCCAACAUCCAACCUUGUCACCUCUGGGAAAGAAAAUACCCAUGGGUUUUGUAUCGACUGCAUCACUAAAGAAAUCCAUGCCAGAUGAAAGAACCAUGACACAUGAAUUGAAGCCCAGCUAUACGGAAUCGGGUUCCUAUAAGCCGAAGGCCACUUGGUCUCCACAGGAGAAGGUGACAACAACACCGGUAAUUGCUGCAGACACUUGCUGCGAAUUAUGUGGCCACUACUUUGAAAACCGGAAAGCUUUAGCCAGCCAUGCCAGAGCCCAUCUCAGACAGUUCGGGGUGACUGAAUGGCACAUCAACGGCUCACCGAUAGACACCCUGAGGGAAUGGAUCCGCCAGAAGCCCAACAUUAGCCCCGGUACCUCUGUGAACUGUGUGCAGGAUCGCCCCCUUCCAAAGCCCAUCAGAAACAAUAUCAAAUCAAUAGUUAAGGAGUUGCCAGGGGAGCUGUGUUCAUUACCAGGGGGUAAGACAGUGAAGUUGGAACCGGUGCAGCCCAAAACAGUAGAGUUGGGCUUCCCAACCUCACCGGUGCAGAAGAAUCCAGAGACAGACAAAAUGCCUCCGAACGAGUGCUACACUCCCACUGAUCUGAGCCAAAGCAACAUAACUGAAUGCACCCCAAGCUCCUCCAUGCCAUCCGAGGACGAGGAGCCCCAUCCAAAGAAAAAGAGAAAGCACCCAGUCAAGUUAGGAACCUGUGAGUAUUGUGGAGUGACACUAACCACGGGUGUAGGCCUCUCCAACCAUAUGCGUGGCCAUCUGAAAUCUGGAUUGAAAAGGAAGUUACCGAGUCUGUCUCAGUUUGAGGAACUCCACGAAAAGGCUGAACCUGCACUCACCGACACAUACAAUGAGCGUAAGCAACAAAAGCCAACGAUAUACACAGAGAACUUGUCACCGAAACGAGAGGAGGGGAAGGAGACAAAGACGUUCAGGUCAAAGUCAGAGGAACCCAAACCUCUCCGAGUCAGGCCUGUGAUCUUUCCAGUCCUGAAACCUGAGCCGCUCUCACUGGUGAAGUUUAUAGGAAACAUCUAUACUCUGAAAUGCAGGUUUUGUGAUGUGGAGUUCCAUGGGCCUCUCUCAAUUCAGGAAGAAUGGGUGAGACACCUUCAGCGACACAUCCUGGACGUGAACUUCCCGAAGGUGGAGGCUGUUCGCGAAGAGAUCUCCACGUCUGCUGAGCCUGAGAAAUAGGUUGAAUCUGCUGCCUGUGUAGAAACCUGGGUAGAUGGGGUCAGAUCGACAAGCGCAGUCUCUCUCCAAGACACAUGCCAUUCUUUUUUAUGUUCUAGUUUAGUGAAGUUUGGAAAGGUUCUUCUUUGCCUUUGAACGUUUAAGUCCCUGUGUAGUAAUGAAAGUAUCUGCCUUACGUGGGUUUCCUUAUAGAGUAAUUCUGCAUUCACCUCAUACAAUUAGAAUGUCGCGCAGAACAGCUUAGCCUUGAUUAAUGUUGUAUAGUCUAGAAGCAGUCACGUGCCACAGUCCUGUCGAGGAGAGCCGCAGUGUCAAGAGGGCGCUGAAGUAUGUGGCACUAAUGUAGCCGGGGCCACAGCUUGCUCCAGAUCCAUUUGGCCGCCUGCCGUUAAACCCCCAGGCAAGGAAUCCUGCAUUAAUUUGUGCCUUGGGAAAGACGGAAGGCAACACAAGGCAGAUGGAUGACAGUAACUUAGUCCAUUUUUAAUAACAUACCACUUGUUAAAUUGUUGUGAGUGAAGCUUAAAUUUGACGUGUCGCAGUUAAAGAUAACCAAAAGGACUCCUCUGCAGGCUGCCCUCCUCCUGCUUGUUGCGUUGAGGCAGAUACAGGCAGCUGUGACACAGAGGCGUGGACGUGGCCAUUGCUGUGCUGAGUGAAAGGGGGCUGUGCUGGUUUGGAUACAAGGCACAGGUCACCUGGUCCUGCCUGGCAUGAUGUCCAAGGCUGAGGCGCGUCCACUGGCAUAUCUGGCCCAUAGCCCGGGGGGGGGGGGGGUUCACUUGCAUUGCUGCCAGCCUCCAGUCCAAAAGUGGGCAGUGGGUUCUCCAGCAGAGUGGACAGCAACUCCCUCCGGAUCUGAAAGGGUGCUGUGUUACAAUGGGCUCUUCAGAUAGCAGAGUGCAGACAGCUAUGUAUACAUCAAUCCCUGCUCAAAGGCAAUACGGAGUACUUCAGUCUCACAGUCUGCCUGGUUUAACUGAAACGUUGGUAUGUCCGCUAGCAGGAAACCUGCUUUCCGCUUCCAUUAGGUCGGAAAGCCUUUGAAACAGAAUCCCUCCUCCCACAGUUGUGUAUUUUGCCUCACUCCUGCCACGUGUGGAUCGAGUCACACAAUUCUGUUUCUCGACUAACGGGCAUGUGGCUGUGAGGGUGGGUGGGUUGUGGGUGGGGGGGCAACGCGAGUCCAAAAGGGGGACGUUUAUUCCUCGUAGUCCAAGCCACUAAUUUCGCAUUUUGGUCAUAGAUGUUUCAGAAUUUAGUUGCAAUUUUAAUAUUUAGCGAAGGGGCUAUUUGCUUUUAAUGUGUUUAGGUCACCAAGUGGCAGUGCAUUUGCGCAGAAAGAUGUAGGUAUACUUGAUAGUUGUACUGUACAGAUGCCUUAUUUUUCCUUUUGUCGUCUUGUACGUGUGCUGGAUGAUGGUUGAUUUUAGCAAAGUGUAAAGCAGGUCCUUGAAUCUCUUGUGCUCCCUUUCACGUCCGUGGACCCCUUGUCACCUUGUGUCUGACGAGCAGAUAGAUGCAAGUUUCUCCCACAGGAACCAGCCCAGCCACUGCUUCCAGCAGGGUCACCUGCCUGCUCCAUCGGUUAUGCAUCGAAGAGAUCUCCCUGCUACUGGGGUGAUCGACCAUCCACUGGUCCUUUAGCAAGCCAGGUAAUGAUGCUGUGGGGAGGAAGAGGAGGGAGUUCUCUCAAGGCUGCUCAUUAGAAAGAUAUUCGUCAAAUUCAAAUCUCUCUUUCCUCUCUCCACCAAAACAAAAAAAAAUCUGUCUCAGAACCACCACUUCUGAUUUGUAAGUGGACUACAAAUGGUUGAUUUGUUUUGAUUGACUGUUUGAAUUAAAACCUAUUGUUUGUGAUCACUAUCUAUUUUCAGUGUUGUGAUGUGGGUCUGUGCAUCUAAUGCAGUUGGACUCUGUGACCAAAAAAAAAUAUCUUGUUACCUGUUUGUUCCUGUGACUGUGUAUUGUAACUUGGAGUGUACUGAAAUAUACCUUCAUAACCAAAGGUGCUAUGAAAUUGGUUGUUGGGUAUCAUAGAAAAAGAUUUUGUUUUCCAGAAUGGACUGUGUCUCAACACAUUUACACAACCCUUCAUUGAACCAGUGGAAAUUCAUUGUACGUAAAUCCCCUUCCGAUGGUCAUUUGGGUAGUUUAUUGUUGUGGGUUUUUUAGUGUAUUGGUAACAAAAUAUAUAUUUUGAAUAUUUCAUUUUAGUAUUGUGUUGAACCUUUUAAUUUUAGUUCUGAACUUCCCAUCUUCACUGCCAAACUGUCACUGCCACUCCUUCACCUUGGGUCUGGUACUUGCAAGAUGGAGGCAAGACCCUUCACUACGCUCCGCCGCUGGCAAACUUCUCACACUUCCUCAGACCCUGAGCCACACAGAUUCACGGUUAUUGUUUCUACAUGUCCGCUAUUAAGUUUGUCUGAACCCGCAACCACCUGUGUAAAUCCUGGGAUUUUGGUUGCUCCUGUUCGCUGGGGGGCACCUCGAUCUUUCCCUCGUAAUCCCAUCCCACUCCCAGAACAACCCAGGGAGUAAAUACAAAUUUUCUGCGCCGUUUGUGUAUUUUCAAUCUGGGUUUGUGUGGAGUAUUUUAAAUGGAGCAGAUCUUGAUUAUAUUUCAAAUGAGUCUUCCUGAACUGGGAACUCUUAUGGUAUUAAUACCAAUUUGUCACCUUGUUGCCAGUGGAGACGUUACUUGGAGUUGCCUCUUUUCUGAAGUUUGCUUGCUGUGCAAUCUGAUUGUUAGCAGCCCACGAGAUUGUUCUUUUGGCUUUUGAGAUUUCCUGGAGAUCUCUAGUCUUGUUGAUGGUCUGAUCACAUUUAAUGGCAGUGUGAAAUAAAUCUUUAUCUGCUUCAACAAUAACUCUUCCCAUCAAAUUCAAAGGCAUGGGAGUUGAUUCAACAGUCAGGUGGUUUUUAGGAGAGCAGCAUGUUAAGAGAGUAAUGUUUGGACCUGGUGCUGAGGCUUUGAAAGAGUUAAGUCAAUCAAUCCAACUUCACUGUUCGUUCUGAAUAGAAUUAAUUAUUUUCCUCCAUCUAUUCCUGUUAGUUUUGAUGAUCAAUCUUUGUAGGUUUAUCUUUUACUUGAAACUUUAAAGGAAUCUCUUGGGUAGUUGGCAGUGUCUGUUUGUCCUGGUUGUUGCGAUUGAAGAUUGUACCAGGGAGGUAACGUCUGUGACUAAAUCAGUGAAGAGGUGGAGAAAGGAAUCGGCUAUUGGCUCUGAACGUGGUUGCUAUUGCCUUCCAAGAAUCUGAAAUGUAUUUGAGAAUAAUUUUUUGGUAGUGCAAAUAUUUAAUUACUUAGGGUUGUGACAUCAAUGAUUUCUCUGGUGGUGGUUACUAUAAUGAGAUUUUGCUUUUUGUUUUAUUGAUGUAGUUGUAACUUCAUAAAAAUGCUUUUUAUUCUGUACCCCAACUUGUUCUUGCAUGUGCUGUUGAAUAUUACUGAUUCUCAACCCUUUGUAUUUUAACCCACUCCUUUUUUAAAAAAAGUAUUACAGCUACCACAAUAAAAGUGAAUUUUAAUUUUGCGCAGCUUGCAGAUUCACAGCUUUAAUUUCCCUUUUGUUAAUACAUGGAGUGUUGAGGAUAUGGAGUAAAACCGUUUUGAUCACCAUCUUCUGGCAAAAUCGUCCUGCACGAUCGGUCUGUGCAGAUGAACGUUUCCAAAGCAGAGUGAUAUUUCAGAAGUUUUGUUUCAACCAACUCGCCUCGUAGCAGAAAUGUGAUUUGAGUUUGUGAAUCAUACUGAGUUACUGGGUUUGUAGCCAGUGAGAUGGGCAGCCUUGAGUUUUGUGUUAAUUCCCAGAUUAUAAUAGGCAGUCCCAUUAAUUGUUCUUUUUGUUAAACUUUGAUAUCGUUUGCUGGAAAAGUAUUUUUUAAGGUGAACACAUGGGAAUUUUAACAUCAAACCAAUCAGUAAUGAGUUCAACAGCCAUGUGUAUAAUGUUUAAAUCACAUGGAAUGAGGCCCAAUCCAUUCUCAGAUGUAAAUGUUAGUGUUUUUGAAGGUAGGUGUAGAGUGGCUUACAGAUUCCAGCAAUUAGGUUACCAGGCAAUUGGUGAAGCAAUGCUGGUUGGGAUUUGGAAUUAUCUUGAUCAUUUCACUGUUUUGUCCCCUUUCAAAAUGUGAAUUGUCUUAUUCAAAAUGUACUCCGGAGAAUCUGUGGUUCUGCAAAGCUGCUCCACUUUGAAUGCUACAAGAAUAGCCACAUAAGGAAUGUUGAUAUGUACCCAACAAUCCACAGUGCAUCAUGGCAGUCCUGAGUGAAUGUUUGUAAUCUAGUUGUAAUUCUGAUUAUUUUUCAGUCUGAUUUUUGAUCAUGUAUGCAGAUCCCGCAUCCUUUUCAGCUGCCUUUGUUGUGUAGUGCUUACUCUGGACUGGAAUGUUCAGAUUUAUCGAUUUCUCCAAUCUCUCUAGACUGUUGGUCAGGCUCUGUAAGCUUGUUAGGGUUUCAUAUUUAAUAGUUAACCCCUGGGAGACUUAAAUCGUGGGCUUCUUGCUGAUGCUCACUUUGGCUUUGAUGGUUCCCAUGGCUCACUAACUUGCUAACAUCCUCUGACCAGAUCCAAGUAAUGUAUGAGAAACUCAUCUCCAGCAAAACAAAAUACUUUAUGUUGUCUCGGGACACCAGAUAGUAAGGAGAUAUAUUAGGAACCCGUACGAUGUUCCUGCAACCACAUGGAGGUCACUGGCUUUGCCAUUUAACCAGUUGGGCUAGCCAGUUAGAUUAUGAGUGGAUAGCUGCUUAGAGUUAUUGGGCAUGACCUCAUAUGACCUGUUUUACCUCAACAUGAUUAAGUGAAUUGUUCUGCACUGUAAAUAGGGCUAGGACAUCUGCGGCAAUAGUAAAUAUAUUGUCUAGGGCAUCUGCUAUGAAUCUUUCCAUGAAUUGAGGAAACAUUCAUGACUUUUGAGCUAUCCAAAUACACAGGUGUGAAUCUGAACAAUUACCCGUGUAAGUUUCUGAAAUGUUGCUUGGAGUGAUGCCGUCCCACUUUUCCCAGUUCCCCUGCUGAUUUUGCUUUAAGAUUCUGAAGAGAAACUUGACUGCAUUAGGCCUCAUAUUCUGUGGAAAAUCAAUGGAGGGCUUGGGUUGUUUAGUUUGGAGAUCCUUGCAGACAGUUACAACUUGUGGAAGUGUGGGUUUUUGUGUUCGGUUGAUCUGCAUGUUCUACCAGAGACAGGUGCAGUAAAGUACACAUGCUGUGUGAGGUCAGUAGUUCUUGGAUUAGACAUGUAAUGUGAAACUACAUUGCCAUCCAGUUUCUACCAGUAAAAUGCUGCUUAUCUGGGGACUAUACCUGAAUGCUAAAAUUAUGGUAAAAGUACCCAGGACGAUUAAUCUACAUGUUGAGCAGGUGUUUCAUGACUGAAAUUGCAGUACAAGGGUUCCGUUUUUGUAGCUAUCACUGUUAUACAGAUUGGAACUAUGUUUUUUUUAAUUAAAAAGAACACUAUAAUAGAAAACGUUGCAUGUCAUUUCCAAUGGACAUGCUCUGAAUAUUGUUGCUGCCCAAAACAUCUUGUUCCUGAAUUCCAGAACAAUUUUUCACUCUCAACAGGAGUAGCUAGAAUAAGAAGUGUAUGCAAUCGUCAUAUGGACCAUCACGGUUUGAAUAAAUUGUAUUUUGGUGAUCUUGCAGCAUUAAAAAUAAAAAACCCCUGAGUGAUCGAUCACAAGGUCAACUCUUGAAAUUCUGAGGUGGGGUUGGGCAUGUAGGGGGAAGAUGCAUUAACUGUGACUAGAGCUAUCUUUCUGUGCUUCUUUUCUUUGAGGCAGGUAUAUGUUGGAAGGAAUACAACAGAUGUUGGAAAUGUGAAAAAGUAAAACCUUGAAGUGCACAAAGCAACAGUUCAGUUGCAGAUGCUGUUUUUCAAAUCUUUUAAUCUCUUAAAUAUCAAUGUAGCAGACUGUGGUUAAUUUAUUUAUUUUUCCUGAUUAGAAACUCUGGAUUGAAAGCUUCCCUGAAUGUGUGAUGAUACUCAGUCCAUUCCUUUGAUUGUCCCCCUCCUCUCCCCAUGCACAGUACUGUUAAGGUUGUCAUUCUGCUUUUGUAUAAUGUAUUUUGUAGGUUUAAAAAGUCACUUUUACACUUGGAAUUUUAAUUCAUGGUCUUAAGGUGUUUCACUGAUGCCAGCCACAGGAUGAUAAAGUAUUGGACAAGCUCCUUUAUAUGGAAGCCAGGAUCACUACAGACACAUUUUUUGAAAAAAUUGUCAACGCAUUAACCUGAUAUUCAUGUUGAGAUAUUGUAAAAAGAAAUUGUUGCAUGGUGUAAAAUAGUUUGAGUUCCUGUAGUCAGCUGCAGUUCUUGACCUAGUUUGUACCAAGAUGUGGUGAAUAAAGUACUAAAGGGUAGUUAGGCUUGAUAUAAUAUAGGUGUAACCCUACAAAGAGUAGAGCAGAUCUAAGGUAUGCCCUAUGGAAUCCUUGUGGCAUGGCUUUAAUAUGCUCCUCGUUAGUAUCUAAAUAGGUGUUAAUGUUUUUGCCUCUUAAUCAUGUGGUCACUGUCAUAACUAAACAAGUGAGUACUGCUUGGAUUAUUUUCCUUGCAUUGGGUAGUAUUACCUUUCUUCCUCUCUCCUAGGUCAAAUUCAUUUGACAUCCAGGGAGGUUGUUUCUUUUUAAUGGGAGGAGGUCAAACAUUCAAGCUAGAAGCUUCCCUUUACCAAAGUGAAAUAAGGUACAGGACUAGCAUUAAUGUUCAAGGCUGAGUUUUCAUUCAGUAUUACCCUGCAUAUUAAGAUGCAAGAUUUCUAUAGAUAUUUGACAACACUCUAGCUGGAUGAAGGAUUAAACCGAAAAGCUCAGUAUAUAGAUAUUACUGCAGGGCACGAUCCUAACUGCCAUUUUCUCUUGGUACAUAAUGAGGACCAGUAGAGAUUAAUCAUUGUAUAAUGAAUGCUGUUGUCCAUGGUUUUAAAAUACUAUCGUAAGCUACAAUUCAGUAGCUAUGGUGAAAUUUCCUGUGCUCAGGUUUGAUGCGUGAAAUAUUUGAAAUUCAACCUUUAGUCUCUACUGCUGCUUAUUUGUAUCCUGCACCGUUGCUGUUCUGUUGCUGGGGUCAGUGGAACACAUUUGUAAUUAGGUAGACACUGCAUUUUAUAAUUUUUUUUAAAUAUGUAAACUUGAUUGCGCACACAGCUGUAUAGGGCUGUAUUUACUGAUUUGUAAUGGAGUCAUUUAUAAAUUUAGUAUAUGGUAAAGCUUCUAAGGAAGAUGUGUACAACACAUGUUAACUCAACUUUCCACACUAACUUCUGUUCUUAAACUGUUGAAGGUUAAACAAACCAAACUGGAAGCUGGUGCCUCAGAGGUAUAAACUGUUACUGCUGUACAUGUUACUGAAGGUUGUGUAUCAUUUACUCCAAAUAAACAAAACCCAAAAUAAAAA